AUGGCCUUCUUUUUCAGUCGUGGCCGGUCUCGGCAACCGUCUGAUGUGGUCCGGUCAAUUAAAGAUCUUCUCUUGCGACUACGGGAAACACCAACUGUCCCGGCGAAGGUGGAGGAAGAACUUGGUAAACAGUUGUCGCAGAUGAAACUGAUCGUUCAGGGAACCCAAGAAAUCGAAGUCUCCCCGGAUCAAGUACAUGCGCUGGUUCAAGCUACUUUGCAUGAAGACCUACUCUACGAGCUUGCGCGGAAUCUCAGCCGCCUUCCCUUUGAAGCCCGGAAAGAUACGCAGACCAUAUUUUCGCACGUCCUUCGUUUCAGGCCUUCUCCGAACACCCAGUCCGACCCGCCCGUCAUCUCCUAUAUCGUCCAUAAUCGCCCCGAAAUCAUCCUGGAGCUAUGCAAGGGCUAUGAACACAGUCAGAGCGCUAUGCCGUGCGGGACGAUCCUGCGGGAAGCGCUCAAAUUUGACGUUAUUGCGGCGAUUAUUCUGUACGAUCAGUCCCGGGAGGGCGAGCCGGCCAUCCGACUGAGCGAGGUUCAACCGGGCAUUCCUCAAAACGGAAACGGGGUGUUCUGGGAGUUCUUCCGUUGGAUCGAUCGAGGCAGUUUUGAAUUGAGCGCCGACGCUUUCACGACCUUCCGGGAAAUCCUUACCCGUCAUAAGUCUCUCGUGACCGGAUACCUUGCGGCGAACUUUGACCGGUUUUUUGGCAAGUUCAACAACGUCUUAGUGCAAUCGGAUUCAUAUGUCACCAAGCGGCAGAGCAUCAAGCUCCUGGGCGAGAUCCUGCUGGAUCGGGCCAACUACAAUGUGAUGAUGGCUUAUGUUGAGAGUGGCGAGAACCUUAAGCUCUGCAUGAAGCUACUCCGCGAUGACCGCAAGAUGGUGCAGUACGAGGGGUUCCACGUCUUCAAGGUGUUUGUUGCGAACCCCAACAAGUCUGUGGCGGUCCAGCGAAUUCUUAUCAAUAACCGGGAUCGGCUUCUCAAAUUCCUGCCAAGGUUCCUGGAGGACCGCACGGACGAUGACCAGUUUACGGACGAGAAGAGCUUCCUAGUGCGCCAGAUCGAGCUUUUGCCCCGUGAGCCGAUCGAGCCCACACGGUCUGCGCGCGAGCCAUCUCGGACCGGGGCCAACACGACGGCUGUGGCAUGA
Messenger RNA from Aspergillus terreus NIH2624, 1158 nucleotides. RefSeq names its product Mo25 family protein. The coding region runs from base 1 to 1158 and encodes 385 amino acids. The record is from RefSeq and is a predicted model, not a curated record. Gene Ontology annotation, molecular function: protein serine/threonine kinase activator activity. The transcript is spliced from 5 exons. Lineage: Eukaryota; Fungi; Ascomycota; Eurotiomycetes; Eurotiales; Aspergillaceae. Gene Ontology annotation, biological process: intracellular signal transduction.